Amphiprion ocellaris (clown anemonefish) is the source of this 682-nucleotide messenger RNA. Its product is annotated as protein CutA homolog. The coding region runs from base 33 to 596 and encodes 187 amino acids. Gene Ontology annotation, biological process: response to metal ion. The record is from RefSeq and is a predicted model, not a curated record. Gene Ontology annotation, molecular function: copper ion binding. NCBI's taxonomy places the organism in Eukaryota, Metazoa, Chordata, Actinopteri, Pomacentridae. The transcript is spliced from 7 exons.
AUUUGGAAUUUCACUGAAGACGAACUUUGCAGAUGCUGAUUUACGACAGUUUCCCAAACAGACCGCCGUCACACUUUACGGCAGACCGUGUGGCUCGCGGAGCAGAGGCAGGCAGCUGGCAGAAGGCAAUGCGCAUUGGACUGCCCAGUGCUGAAACACUGCAAGGUGGAUCCUUUAAAGCUUUGAUUUUGACAGUGCUGCUGAGUGUGUUUAUGUUCCAAGUGCUGAGGACGGUUGGACUGAGGGCGUUCUCCAUGGCAUCUGAGACGUACACAUCGGGCACACACUCUGCUGCCUUUGUCACCUGUCCAAAUGACACAGUUGCUAAAGAUUUGGCCAGGGGUAUUGUGGAAAGAAAGCUAGCUGCUUGUGUCAACAUUGUCCCAGCAAUUAAAUCUAUAUAUGAAUGGCAGGGGAAGAUUGAGGAGGACAAUGAAGUGCUUCUGAUGAUCAAAACAAGAAGUUCCAAGGUGCCUGCUCUUGCCGAGUAUGUCCGCUCUAACCAUCCUUACGAGGUGGCUGAAGUCAUCAGCCUGCCUAUUGACCAGGGCAACCCGCCCUACCUGAAAUGGAUAGGAGACGUUGUACCUGAGUAAGGAUGGACUGACAGAUGAGUGGAAGAAUUAACAGAUAGAUGUAAAACUGCAUCUGAAAAUAAUGUGAAAUAAAAUUUUUUACAACA